AUGCAUGACCUGCCAGCUGUAGUGUUCUUGGCGGGACUUUUACAUGGUCCCAUCUUUGCCAGUGCCGGAGCCAUCAGCAGAGAGGGCGAGCAAGGGAACCUGUUUCAAGAGAGGGGCUGCUGCCAGAGGCAACGCCAUUUCCUCCACGUGGGGCGUGAUGUCUCUGGCAGCCCUGUGAGCGUGGAUGUUGGGAAGUGCAGGUCUACCUGCCCAUCCCAGCCUAUCAGCUCCCACCACCCUGGCCUCCUGGGGCUCUCCAGACACACUUCCAUGCUUGAUUUUCUUAGAAGUAAGAAGCUACAGGUCGGGCACCCCGAGGUUCCAGGAGCACCACGUGCCUGCCUGCCAGGGUCCCGCUGCGAGCCAGCCCGCAUCCGCAUGGAGCGGCUCCUGCUCCUGGAAGGCGAUCGGGAGGUGGAGGUGGUCGACAGCUGUCGCUGCAGCGCGUGGCCCAAGGAGUGUGUCCGUCUCCCAGCUCUGAAAACGUUCUUUCCGGACUCUCCCUGGGAGGUCACGGUUGACGUGGGGAGAUGCUCUGAGCCGACCUACAGUGCAGGUAGCCUUUUCUGCAUGCCCACAAAGUUCAGCACUGCUCUGGUCAAAAAUCCAAGUGGUGGGGAGGUGGUUCAGACGCUGGAGAGCUGCGAAAUGAAGGAGAAAUGCUAUCGUGUUUCCCAAGUGGAAUAUUAUUAUGAAAUUGUGCACAGCUCCACAGGACACAGGGAGAAACGGCUCAAGGAAAUUGAUGUGGGAAGGUGCUUGGGCAGCUGCUCCUCGGGGGAUCCCUGCUUGCUUAGGGAGUCACAAGGUGGAGAGAAAUGUCUGGUCUGGGCAGAAGUUGCCUCUAGCCGCUGUGCCCCUCACCGCUAUGACGUACACACGUUCAGGAGCCAUCGAGACCGCAUUCGCACCGUCGUGGCCAUCCAGCAGUGCAAGUGCAGGGGGUAGCUGGGCUGGGGACCUGCAGGUGGGGUUCCUGCAGGACCCCUGCCAGACUGUCUGUAGUAUAUGUAAAUGAGAGAAGGCUAUUUUAUCAAUGAAAGCUAUUUUAAACAGCGUUUGCAUAAAUGAACCCUCCACAAAAUGUUUUGCAGCUUGUAAAAUAAACAUCAUGGGCAAUUUGCAGCUCCUUGGGGCUCCGUUGUGCAGCUCCCCAGCCCCUCGGUCUGCCCAAACAUCCUGGGAUGAUGCGGUGUGCAGAGGGAUGGAUGUGGCUGUCUGGCACUGGGACCACACAGGGCCGGCUGCUCCUAUCCAUGAAAUGUGGAGCAGGAAUCAGGUGGGAGAGGGAAUCGGG
Messenger RNA from Cygnus atratus (black swan), 1297 nucleotides. RefSeq lists its product as uncharacterized. The transcript has 7 exons. The record is from RefSeq and is a predicted model, not a curated record. Bases 1 to 948 code for a protein of 315 amino acids. Gene Ontology annotation, molecular function: growth factor activity. NCBI's taxonomy places the organism in Eukaryota, Metazoa, Chordata, Aves, Anseriformes, Anatidae.